AUGAGCUUAUCUAAUAUCCUCUUGAGAAUCUUCCGCUCUACCAGUUCUAGUCUCAAUCAACACAAGGGGAAAUACCUUCUGGAGUAUGUUUGUCGACAAUUGAACUUAGCAGAGAAGGAUUAUUUUGGACUUCGUUAUGUAGAUGCCACACGACAAAGGCACUGGUUAGACCCGGCAAAGUCUGUGAUAAAACAAGUCAAAGAUAUGGAUCCUAUAUUGUUCAGCUUCCGUGUAAAGUUUUAUCCACCAGACCCCUUCAGACUGAAGGAGGAAAUAACUCGAUACCAGAUCUACCUGCAGCUCAAGAGAGAUCUCCUCCAUGGACGCCUGUACUGUACGCCGUCAGAAGCAGCCCUGCUGGCUGCUUAUAUAAUUCAGUCGGAGUUGGGUGAUUAUGAUCCAGAAGAGCAUGAAGAUAAUUAUGUCUCAGACUUCAAACUGUUAUUAAAGCAAACACCAGAAAUUGAGGGAAAGAUAAUGGAGCUGCACCAAACACAACUCAGAGGGCAGACACCAGCACAAACAGAAACCAAUUUUCUGAGGAAAGCCUGCCAGCUGGAUACAUAUGGUGUUGAUCCUCAUCCUGUAAAGGAUCACAGAGGAAACCAGUUAUAUCUUGGGAUAAACCAUUGUGGUAUCUUAACAUUCCAAGGCAGUCGCAAGACACAUCACUUUCGUUGGAGUGAGGUUCAGAAAAUAAACUAUGAAGGGAAAAUGUUUAUUGUUCACCUUACAUAUAAUGAGAAAAAACAUACAGUUGGUUUCAAAUGUCCUACUGGGGCAGCUUGUCGCCAUGUCUGGAGAUGUGCCAUAGAACAGAUGCUUUUUUUUACACUUCCCUCGAGUUCUGAAGCACCUUCAGUGGUGACAGGUGGCAGUUUCUUUUCCUGGGGAACAAAGUUUCGAUACACUGGUCGAGUUGAGAAAGAAAUUCUUGAAGAUUCUGGUCCACUGAGAAAGGAAGAGCCAUCAAUAAACAGGAAUUUUCGCUCAUCUAGUUUGCGGCGGAAGGCUUCCAGUGUUCCAGCCACUCCUUCAACACCUAUUGGCUCGGAACUGGGGUAUGGAAGUCUCCCAAGAGCCAAUCAUUCUGCGCCAACCUCAGAUGCACGACUGGAUGCCAGCGGAAAUAUUUUGUGUGGAUCUGAUGUUCCACUUUCAUCACCUUACUGCACAGACUCUGCACUGCCACUUCUCGAGACUGUUGCUGAAGAUCAAGAAAUAACAGGGAAGCAUCGGUUACAAGCUGAGGAUAUUGAUGCAUUUAUUAAGCAUGAAAAAAACCAAAAUUCACCAUCACGCACUUCUACCACUCAAUGCAUGGUCCCUUGCACUUCCACACCCAAAGGAGACAUUGUUUAUGAAUCAAAUCUGGAUAAUGGGUUUGAAAAACAACAGAAAGCAACAGAAGAAAAGAAUGUAACUGACGGCAUUAAGGAACCUUUCCAACACAAAUUAGGUCUGAAGGAUGGUGAAAAUGUGCAGCAUGGUUUUGAUGACUAUUACUUCCGCGACUCGUUUGAGCACUCGUCAUCGGAGUCACAACUAAUGGAGCUUGGUCUCAAGCAGACACACCUGGGUACAACACCCACCAGGACACAACCUCCACCUAUACAAGCACCUCCUACCUCUUCACAGGUGGGACUUGUAUCAGCACAACAUUCGGGUGGCACUAAUCGUCGAUUCAACAUUUUUCGUGUGUUUGUGCCAUCAUUUCUAGUUGUUGUGGCAUCACUAGUUAUUGGUACUGUGUUUAUACUCGAGCUGGACUGUGAAACAUUUAGCACUCUGCGGCGAUGGCCAGAAAUGGUAGUACUGCGGCAUGAUUAUUAUGAACCUAUGAAGGAAUACUUCCGGAGGCAUUUUGUAGGCUGGUUAUCGUAGAAUAACAGUGAAACUUUUAUUGUUACCUGUGCCUAGGGACUUUGACCCACACCUACAGUAGUGGUGCAAUAAUGACUGUACCAGACAGCUGUAACAUGCAUGUAUGUUUUCUUUGGAAAUGCUUUUUCUGUGAGACUAACAGCGAAGGGAAAUCUGCAGGGAUACAUACUGUCCACUCUGUACGUAAAUGUAACUGGUUUCUAGUGCAAGACUUUCUGAAACAUUUGGGAACUUUUUUACAUAUUAAUAAAUGUCCUCCUUCACAGCUUUUAUGGGACUUCAAAAUAACUAAUGAACAGUUUUUUAAAAACGCUGAUUUAAAUUCUCCCUGUGCGCCUUCCGUUACUCCUCAAAGUGCCUGCAACCACUGUUGGCAGUGGUUAUUCCAUUUCUUCUUGCCCCAAAUUUUUGUGGUAUCUUUCAUCAGAGUAAUACCUAUUUACAUAUUUUGUUACCAUACAGCAUUAAUAGGAACAAGUACUGAUGGGGCCAAUAAAAAUGUGGCCUAAGUAAUGCUGCUGUUGCUCUGUAUGAAAUUUAUGGAUAUAAAAGAUUGUGCUUUCACAUAUAUCACAUUGUCAAUUAUAAAUGAAAUCUUUGUUAUUUUUAAUAGUUUUAAAAAAUGGUUGGUAUAACUGUGUAACAGAGAUGCAAGAUUUUGUUUUUAAAUAACAAACACAGCCAAAAGGCUUGUUUCAGAUUGAAUGACACAACUGUUUCAUUGUUUUACUGAAUAAUCAACAAAAAUCUAUGUUAUCAUCAUGAUAUUUGAUGAGGUGCACAUUCCACAUUAUCACUGUUAUAAAUAAUGGACUUUUAAUGUAUCUAACUGUGAUCCAGAAUUGAAAGUACAAAAUGUACUGCACGAAAAGGAUGUUUUAAGUUUUAAAAGUCUAAUGUAAUGAAAUUUUAUUUAUCUAUUUAAUCUGUGUUCAAACAAGGUACUCACUGAAGAUGAUUUCAUGGCACAUUCUGUGUUCUUUAAGAAAGAAAUGUAAGGAAAUGUUUUAAUGUAUACAUUCCAUAAGCAUUUUAUUGUAUUAUCAUAAAUGUAGAGUUACAUUCCUUUAUUUUUAAUAAGUAGACAAUGACAGUAUAGCCUCCACCUCUUCCACUCUUCUUUCAUUCAGGUGCUUUCUGCUGUUUAUGGAAUUGAGUGCAGCAAUAAAUAAUACAAAUUUGGAAUGAAGGUCAA
Molecule: messenger RNA, 3079 nt
Organism: Schistocerca nitens (vagrant locust)
Lineage: Eukaryota; Metazoa; Arthropoda; Insecta; Orthoptera; Acrididae
Product: FERM domain-containing protein 5-like
Exons: 12
Coding region: 1-1884 (627 amino acids)
Cellular component (GO): cytoskeleton
Molecular function (GO): cytoskeletal protein binding
Source: RefSeq, a predicted model, not a curated record